UGUAUCCUGUGUAAGAUUUCGUUUAUCUAUCAUCUCUAUGGCCAGGAGGUCUUUUAAUAGAACAGACCGACAGCUGCACACACACACACACACACUCAAGUGCUGUUAUAAAUACUGAGGUGUGUGUGUGUGUGUUUAGUUUCAGAGAUGGCCGACAGAAAGAGCAGCAGCGGCUCUCGCCUGACCGUCAGGAGGAAAGAGAAAGCAGAAAAUGAGGCAAAGAAAGAGGAGAAACCUCCUAAAGAAGGAGAGAAACCUGAGGUGAACGGGAAGAACGCGCCCGUGGAGAACGGAGAGGCUGCCGCCGCCGCCGCCAGUGCGGAGAACGGAGCCGCAGCGAACGGAGAUAAACCGGAGCCAAUGGAGCUGCCGCCGUUUGAGAUCAUCAAAGGGGAUCGCAUGGACCCGUUUUUCUUCAAGUUCCAGUUUAAGAAUGUCGAGUACUCGUCCGGCCGUAAUAAAACCUUCUUGUGUUACCUGGUGGACCAGGGCUCGGACGGCCUCCUCCGGGGCUACAUCGAAGAUGAGCACGUGGGCGGCCACGCCGAGGAGGCGUUCUUCCAGCAAGUCCUGCCCAACUACGACCCUGCCUGCAAAUACACCAUUACAUGGUACAUGUCGUCCAGCCCGUGCGCCGCCUGCGCCGGAAAGUUGGCGGAGGUCCUGAAGUCCAGGAAAAGUGUCCGUCUGGCGAUCUUCUCCGCACGGCUCUUCGAGUGGGAGGAGCCUGAGAUUCAGGCGGGGCUAAAGGCGCUGGCGGCCGCCGGCUGCAAACUGCGCAUGAUGAAGCCGCUGGAUUUCACCUACACCUGGGACACGUUCGUAGAGAAUGACGAGCAGCAGUUCACGCCGUGGGAGGACUGCCAGGAGAACUACGAGUACUACCAAGAUAAACUGGCCGACAUCCUGCAGUGAUGUAAGAUCAUUAAUGGUAAUGACGUGAUAGUGGACGUACACUUGUACAAAAGUGAAGAGAGAGUGUUUGUGUGUAUGAGAGAGAAACCCGUGCUGCAAACCUUUCACUUUCUGCAUCCACACGCCGAGAGACGUUUAGUUACUUGUGAUUUCUACAGUGAGCGUUUGAAAUCCAAGAAUCCUGUAAAAUUGACGGAUUACUUUAGUACUUUUAUGUUUUCUGCAGCGAGAGGAUUUAUACUUUUUAAUAAUUAGUUUCAUGUUUGAAUGAAUCACUGCGUUUUGUUCAUCUGUUUACUUUUCUUUGAUGUGAAACAUUUCAUAUUUCAUACUGUUUUGUAUUCUGACCCAGUUAACAAAAAUAUGUUCUAAGAACGUUUUGCCAGUGUUCCCAUUAAAGGUGCAGUAUGUAAGAUUUUUACAGUAAAAUAUCCAAAAACCACUAGGCCAGUGUUAUGUAUUUUGUUCACUUGAGUACUUACAAUAUCUCAAAUGUUUCCAACUAUUUGUAAAUCGUGAGAAUUUGCAAUUUUAACCAAGACGUGUGAGGAGUCGCCUGUCAAUUGCGUCAUACCCGCGUUACCCUCGGUUUCCGGUUUUAUUUUGUAGAAACCAUGGAAACACAAAGACGCUUUAAUAUAUUUACAUGUUUUAAUAGACAAGGGAACAACUGUUUUGAUAUAUUUAUAGACAGAAAACAAAUUAUUGUUAUAUAGUUCAACACGUUUAGUCUUAUUGUUUAAAUCUAAUUUUCUUGAUUUUUUGCGAAUGUUUUACCAUGCCUCAGAGAAAAACACUAUUUUGUGAAGUAGCUAACAUAGCAUAAUCAGCAGCUUUAUUUUUAGUAACAGUAAUACAGAAUUUGACUUUAAUUUUAGUAACAGUAAUACAGAAUUUUCUCCAUCAUACAAUACGUUUUAAAAUGAAUUGCAUGCCAUUUAUCAACACAAGCCAUCCAGCAUCCUGCUCUGCUUCAUACUACAAUAACGUUAAUAAUUGCAUCCAUGAACAUGAUUUCUUCCCGAGUCCUAUCCCUAUUCUUUUGCACCGUCCGUUAAGGUGAAGACCACAUGUCCCAAGAUUCCCGUCAUCAAGCUACGCCUUUGUUUUGAAUAGACCUCUAGCGAACAGAAAUCCUACAUACUACACCUUUACGUUAUGAAAACGUUAUUUCUGAAUGUUCUCUGAACGUUCAAAACAUCCAAUUUUUAAAUAUUUUUUCUUGGUUAUGUGAACGUUAAGGAAACAUUCCAUUUAUCAUUCUUCAAACAUUAUGGGGACGUUACUUUUGGAUGUUCUCUGAACGUUUAAAAAAGACAAACAUCCAACUAAAACGUGUCAGAAAUAAAACGUUUGUUCAUAACUUUGAGAGAACGUUCUGAGAACGUUCCCUGUUAGCUGGGUGGAACUUCAGUUUUACUUCAUUUUAUAUUCAUGCUGGUCAAGCACAAAUUCAUACUGAGCACUGUGAAAUCCAGGAGUUUUGUAUUAAUACAUUGCAAACUAAACUCAGCUGUAUAUGAAAUAGUUGUACAAGCAAUAAAUAAAUAUACUAAAUGGGAAACGACCUUCACUAUUGUUAGAAAAACGAAUAAAAAAUGUAUUGUUUUGG
Molecule: messenger RNA, 2527 nt
Organism: Ctenopharyngodon idella (grass carp)
Lineage: Eukaryota; Metazoa; Chordata; Actinopteri; Cypriniformes; Xenocyprididae
Gene: apobec2a
Product: apolipoprotein B mRNA editing enzyme, catalytic polypeptide-like 2a
Exons: 3
Coding region: 148-915 (255 amino acids)
Biological process (GO): cytidine to uridine editing
Cellular component (GO): nucleus; cytoplasm
Molecular function (GO): RNA binding; cytidine deaminase activity
Source: RefSeq, a predicted model, not a curated record